GUGAUGUGUUUGGAGGAGGGACUCCUUAGUUCGAUUAUUUAAAGAAGUCAGAAGUUCCUGGUUUGUUGUUGAAGAAGGAAGAGAGGCAGCGUUAAACCAUCAGAGCCUCAGACAUGAAAGUCCAUCACACUCUGAUCUUCUUCUUCUUCUUCUUCGCACUGCAGGAUGGAAACACUGGUGUCAUCAGAGCAGAAAUCCCAGUUUUUAAAAGAGCUGAGGGAGAAACCAUCACAGUUAAAUGCCAUUUUUCUACCACUGCAAGAAAGAAGUACUUCUGUAAGGACGAAUGUAAAAACAAGGACAUUCUCAUUAAAACAGAUAAGAACCAAGAUCAGAGCGGCAGAUACAACAUCAGCUUUGAAGACAAACCAACUGGUGGAGGAGUUCUGUCUGUGACCAUCAAACAGCUGAUCAAGUCUGACUCAGGACUUUAUGGUUGUGGUUUGGACAUAGCUCUCUCAAUAGACCCAUACUCAGAGUUUAGGAUUAUUGUCACAAAUGCUCCAUCCACUUCAAAACCAACCUGGACUCUCCGACCAGUUUUAACAUCAGCGCCAACAACAGCUCAGAGUUUCAGAACAAGCUCCACAUUUUCAGCCUCCUCCUCUCAAACGACCAACCAGUCUGAGCAGCAGCAGACUGAGACAACAGCUGGAGCUUCAGGCACAGAUGUGCUGCUGUACGUGGGUCUGACUUUAGCUGUCACAGUGAUCCUGCUCUUACUGGGUCUGCUGAUACUUUGCAGGAAAAGAGCCAAUAAAACACAAGAACCUCCUGCAGACACAGUGUACGCUAAUGUCUCAGUGGCUAACCGAGUGUAUGAGGAGAUCAGAGAGGAGGACAGACGGGGCAGAUCUCCUCCUGUGGAAGUGUCUAUAGUUUAUACUCAGGCCAAAUACUCCAAAGCAAACAGAGCUGAAACCACAGACGACUACAGCCUGGUCGCGGCCACAGCGUCCAGUGCUGGGAACAAAGCUGAAGACGACUCGAGUCAACUCGCCUACUCUGAGGUGGUUUUCUCCAAACGUCCUGUCAGCUCCUUUCACGGCGCUCCCUGUGGUGCUGCUGAGGAUGUCGUCUACUCCGUGCCUCGGGUAGGAGAGAGCUGGGAUGGCAGCUGAGCUGCAGCAGCUUUACCUCCUCUGUACUCUGUUACUUUACCUCUGCAGUAACUUCAUCGCUGCAGGUGAGCAGGAGCUGUGUGUGUUCUUCAGGUUUGUCAUGUGACGUCCUACGAUGAGGGCGAGCACCAAAGGUUGAAGAAUGUUAAAAAAAAAAAGAGGAAGUAGUGGAAGUAUGUGCACUUUUCUCUACUUAAUUUCAGUUAAUAUGGCUGAAUGUUAGAGCUUCUGUGUGUGUGUUUUUAAAUCAUACUAUUGUACUGUUUUCCAAAAGUUUUCUGUUUUUAAAUAAAAUUAUUAAAUCAAAAUA
Lates calcarifer (barramundi perch) is the source of this 1431-nucleotide messenger RNA. RefSeq lists its product as uncharacterized. Gene Ontology annotation, molecular function: signaling receptor activity. The transcript is spliced from 7 exons. Bases 114 to 1121 code for a protein of 335 amino acids. The record is from RefSeq and is a predicted model, not a curated record. Gene Ontology annotation, cellular component: cell surface. Lineage: Eukaryota; Metazoa; Chordata; Actinopteri; Centropomidae.